CCUUUUAAACAUGGAGGGGCGGGAGGUGGACUCGACUGUCGCUGAGCCCGUACUUGGGUUGGAUCUGUGUCUGACAAAUGAAAGACAUUCUGCCAAUGGAUGAUUCUACAACAUUCUAUUCUACUUUUAGUUAUUUCUGUCCAAUGUUCAAUAUAGGUCUUUCACAUUGAGUAAUAUGGUUCACUCUGAUUGGUGGUGAGACAGCAGUGUUGUUGUGAGACUGUGUGUCUGGGAGAGGGUAAUUCUCUUUUUCUCAACUGUCUUUUUGUGCACUGUGUCGAAUAACUUAAUUGCUUUUUCAAUUAAGUCUCUUCUGUGGUUUUCGAACACCUUUCCCCCCAAGAUUCUAACUGGUAAAACAUUCCUCUGUCUCUUGUGUGUCCUCAGGUUGUUUGCCACCAAGUGCAGCGGCUGUUUGGAGACCAUAGCGCCCACAGAGUUUGUAAUGCGAGCUCUGGAGAGUGUUUACCACCUUAGCUGCUUCUGCUGCUGUAUCUGUGAGCGCCAGCUGUGCAAGGGAGAUGAGUUUGUUCUGAAAGAAGGUCAGCUGCUGUGCAAGAGGGACUAUGAGAGGGAGAACGACCUGCUGAGCACAGUCAGUCUGGACAACUCAGACUCAGAUAAGAGUGAGGAUGAGGAUGAGGAUCGGGAUGUGAAGUCAGCAAAGUGCCCUUCAGCAGUGAAAGGAAGUGAUGACAGCAAAGACCCUCGGCGGCCCAAACGGCCGCGCACAAUCCUCACCACCCAGCAGAGGAGAGCCUUCAAGGCCUCGUUCGAGGUCUCCUCGAAACCCUGCAGAAAGGUGAGAGAGACCCUGGCUGCAGAGACAGGCCUCAGCGUACGUGUGGUCCAGGUCUGGUUCCAGAACCAGAGAGCGAAGAUGAAAAAGUUAGCCCGCAGACAGCAGCAACAGCAGGAGCAACACAACAGCCAAAGGCUAGGCCAAGAGGUGGUAUCAGGUUGUAUGGAGGGCCUGCUCAGCUCCUACUCGGGGCCUCUACCUCCAAACCAGCAGGCGCAGCUGGUAACCAUGGAGCACAACAGAUACAGCACUGACCCCUUCCAGCAGGGCCUAACCCCUCCACAGAUGCCUGGUGACCACAUGAAUCCUUAUGGUACAGACUCCAUAUUUCACGAUAUCGACAGUGACACCUCUCUGACAAGCCUAAGUGACUGCUUCAUGGCCACUCCAGAUGUAGGGUCCCUGCAAGCACAGGCCGGAAACCCCAUUGACCACCUGUACUCCAUGCAGAGCUCCUACUUUGCCUCCUGAGACCCUGUCAUCACCCACCACACCACCUCCCAUGGCCAUGACCAGUGAGCACACAGCAGUGCAGACACAAGCCACACAGGCGACAGGAUUUUCCUGCAAGACAUGAAUCAAUGAGGAGGAGAAUGUGACUGCAGGAUAAAAGCCAUCAAAUACACCUGACUGACCUCCACCUGCCAAAGGAAAGGGAACACUUGAAACGGAAACUUCACAUGCCUCCACAUUCCCCCGCUGUCUGCAUGGCAGGUCGAAGCAGUAGGUGAAGCAGGUUCAAUUUGUUAAAGGGAUAGCUGUCAGCAUUUCUACAGAUAUCAUAAUGAAAGUGUUUAUUUGUGGUAUGAAAAACCUGAUUGAUGAAAAAUUUGUCCAAAUUAAAAUGUGUCACAGAAACAUAAACUAAAUGUUUCUCCGUAGGUAACAUAGUUCAAUAGGUGCAUUGAUACUGUUAUACAUUUUUUUUCAAUGGGACAGUAAAGCAAAUACGGUGCUGGUGAUGUAAUUUUACCCAAUUAUCAAGCUUGUCUGCUGUAAAGAGGGUGGUCUGUGAGCCAGCUGAUGCUGAGUGUGUAUACUGCUUUUUAUAUAAUCACUGUUCCUCAGAAACAUCCAGCUUUGCAUGUAAGGAUGGAUAGCAAUUUAUUUAUUUCUAACCAACGUGCUGGUAUACAAUUUAUAUUACAUUUCUAUUUAAAAUGACAAUAUGAUCCAAUUGGAACAUACAAAAAAGAA
Messenger RNA from Acanthopagrus latus (yellowfin seabream), 1999 nucleotides. RefSeq names its product LIM/homeobox protein LMX-1.2-like. The record is from RefSeq and is a predicted model, not a curated record. Bases 446 to 1273 code for a protein of 275 amino acids. Gene Ontology annotation, molecular function: DNA-binding transcription factor activity, RNA polymerase II-specific; RNA polymerase II transcription regulatory region sequence-specific DNA binding. The transcript is spliced from 6 exons. Lineage: Eukaryota; Metazoa; Chordata; Actinopteri; Spariformes; Sparidae. Gene Ontology annotation, cellular component: nucleus. Gene Ontology annotation, biological process: neuron differentiation; regulation of transcription by RNA polymerase II.